Molecule: messenger RNA, 2100 nt
Organism: Aspergillus ruber CBS 135680
Lineage: Eukaryota; Fungi; Ascomycota; Eurotiomycetes; Eurotiales; Aspergillaceae
Product: nucleobase:cation symporter-2 family protein
Exons: 1
Coding region: 147-1889 (580 amino acids)
Biological process (GO): xanthine transport; transmembrane transport
Cellular component (GO): membrane; fungal-type vacuole
Molecular function (GO): xanthine transmembrane transporter activity
Source: RefSeq, a predicted model, not a curated record
UCGCUUUAUGUAUUUAUCCUGAGUAUCUAUGUAGGAACUCUUUGCUAUAGUAUAGCACAGUGGGCAGUGUAUGCCAAUUGCAGGUAUGUAUAUAAACCACGGGCUCCCAGUCUCCCCGCCAGUUCUUGAUCCAGAAAAUAUCAAUCAUGGAUCUCGAUCACUAUCCCAGACGUUCCUGGCCAAACCGCGCCAGACGCAUCCUCAAGGCAUUCACCACUCGCGAAGGCAUCGUCGGCGACUAUGACUACGCCUACCUCUUUACUCCUCGCAUCCCUUUUACCAAAAAGUCCCAACAGUCGGCUCCCUUUUUCGGUCUCGAUGAUCAAGUCCCUGUUCUCUUGGCUUUGCUGUUGGGCCUGCAACAUACCCUGGCCAUGUUGGCUGGGGUUAUCUCGCCUCCUAUCCUGCUGGGGGGUUCGUCGGGUGCGAACUUCGGGACCGAAACGUAUCAAUAUCUCGUGUCGACUUCGCUCAUUACGUCUGGGCUGCUGUCCCUGAUUCAGAUGACGCGGAUGCAUAUAUGGAGGACAAAAUACUUUGUUGGAACUGGGUUGAUUUCCGUGGUGGGAUGCUCAUUUGCGACUAUCACUGUUGCCAGCGGUACGUUCAGCCAGAUGUACUCAUCGGGAUAUUGUCCUGUCGAUGCCGAAGGAAAUCGUCUGCCAUGUCCACGUGGAUACGGCGCACUGCUGGGUACAUCAUGUCUGUGCUCGUUGCUCGAAAUCGGCCUGUCCUUCCUGAGUAGCAAAGUAUUGAAACGCCUCUUUCCGCCGCUUGUCACUGGCCCUACCGUCCUUUUGAUCGGUGCCUCGCUCCUGGAAACUGGUAUGAAAGAUUGGGCUGGUGGUUCAGGGAGCUGUGGAAAUGAUCCGGCCAGUCGUGCUCUGUGUCCCAGUGCAGAUGCUCCACAUGCUCUUCCCUGGGGCAGUGCCGAGUUCAUCGGUCUGGGGUUCUUGGUCUUUGUCACCAUCAUCAUCUGUGAGCGGUUUGGUGCGCCUAUCAUGAAAUCCUGCGCCGUCAUCAUCGGACUCCUAGUCGGAUGCAUUGUCGCAGGUGCCUGCGGGUACUUUGAUCGGUCUGGAAUCGACGCCGCCCCAGUCGCCUCGUUCAUAUGGGUCAAGACGUUCCCUCUCACCAUUUAUCCGCCGCUGAUAUUACCAUUGUUGGCUGUAUACAUCGUCGUCAUGAUGGAAUCCAUCGGCGACAUCACAGCUACCUGCGACGUCUCCCGCUGCGAAGUCGAAGGCCCCGAAUUUGACUCUCGCAUCCAAGGCGGUAUCCUGGGUAAUGGUAUCACCUGUCUCCUGGCCGGCCUAUGCACACUCACACCCAUGUCCGUCUUCGCGCAGAACAACGGCGUCAUCGCGUUAACAAAAUGCGCCAACCGCAAAGCCGGGUACUGUUGUUGCUUCUUCCUGCUGAUCAUGGGCAUUUUCGCCAAGUUCGCUGCUGCCCUUGUGGCCAUUCCAAGUCCAGUUUUCGGUGGUAUGACGACUUUCCUCUUCUCGUCGGUUGCUGUCUCUGGCAUUCGUAUCAUCUCCUCUGUGCCGUUCACCCGACGCAAUCGCUUCAUCCUCACUGCUUCUUUUGCCAUCGGUAUGGCUGCCACUUUGGUACCGGACUGGUUCUCGUACGUCUUUACAUACAGCGGCGACAACCACGGCCUGACAGGCCUUCUCGAUGCGAUAGACCUAGUCAUGGAGAACGGCUUCGCGAUCACCGCGUUGAUCGGAUUGGUGUUGAACCUCAUCCUACCCGAAAAUCUAGACGAAGAGAUGGCCAUCAUGAACGCCCAGAUGCAAGCUCCAAUCAGCCAGGAGAAUAAGAACGAGUCUGAGCCGUCGAGAAGUAAAGCGGAACCGGAGACUUCUAGUUCUGUUGCUGUAUAGAUAAAAUUUUGCAUUGGAUAUAUACAAUGAAUACCCUGUCACGUUAUGUCAGCAUGAGUCUGUUAAGUUAGUUAAAUAACUAGUUAACUAGUAUGAAACAGUAGUGUACAUACCUAUUCUCCGGGAACCCUCUCCCCCGGCGCCAACAUCUUAAUAUAAAAGUGCUCCCCGGUCUCUAGCACGGAAAUUGGAUCAUCCACCGAAAUCCUAA